Messenger RNA from Centruroides sculpturatus (bark scorpion), 3694 nucleotides. Its product is annotated as GRB2-associated-binding protein 1-like. The transcript has 8 exons. Lineage: Eukaryota; Metazoa; Arthropoda; Arachnida; Scorpiones; Buthidae. Bases 540 to 2468 code for a protein of 642 amino acids. The record is from RefSeq and is a predicted model, not a curated record.
AUUAGAUUAGAAAUAAUAUUAAAUGUUUCACUUUUUCAUUCUAUUAUAUGGCAUGAAAUAGCAAAUAUAACAUUUUGAAACGCUAUAAGUUCAAGGAAAAAUAUCACGCACCAUCUAACAUGAGAGUUUUUUUUUAUUGUUAUUAUUUUUAUUUUGUUUGCAGAACAACCAAGUCAACCUUGUAAGAAACAGGAGUCGAAAUAAAUAAUGUUUUACGAGAACGAACAUUUGCCACGUCUAAGGUGAGUGGCGGUGAUCUAUCAACAACUAAAGAUAACGGAAUUCCUCUUCCUGCAAGAUAACAAUCGUAUUUCCAUCAUGAAGUGAAUUACCUGGCAAAAACUUGCCAAACUACUUAAAGGUAAAAGUACUCUUGAUUUAAUUCAUUCUCAACCAUGAAAACUAUUUAGAAGAUCACGAAAAAUUGCUAAUGGAGUGUAUUUUAAAAAACGAAUUAGUCAUGCUAACUGUUUUUCGAAGAUAUUUUAAAUGGAGAUAGAAAUUUUGAAAGCAGCCAACCGGACCGAUAAGAAAAAAUUAUGUCUAAACAACUUAUAAACGCUGUAAUAUAUCUUCAUCAAAUGUAUAAUGGAAUCCUUAAAUUUUUUUGGAGAAUUAGGCUGAGACAAAAUGUUAAAGAUAUGGAUGUCAUGCUCGAUGGCUGGUUAAUUAAACUGAGCGAAAGACGUUUGUUUAGAAGAACGAAAUGGAGUAAAUAUUGGUUUGUUUUGAGACAGUCAAAUGAACAUUGUGAACAGUUUCUUUUAGAAUAUUAUAAGGACUCCUCUUGUCACGAUCUGAGGGGAAGAAUUGAUCUAAAUCAAUGCGAUAGAGUUGAAAUAAAGUUUAAAGAUGAAUGUAAUAAUUCCUAUGGAUUUGAUGUUCAAAUUUCAAAUAAACUAUAUUCUUUAAUAGCAGAAACUGAUUGCGACAUGAAUAGGUGGAUUGGCUACAUUUGUUCUGUAUGUGGAUUGAAACGUCAAGUUGAAGAUGAUACUUCAUGCAAUCUGCCAGAUCCAAUAAUUACUCUGCCUGUAAGUUCCUUAUCAUCUCUUCCUUCUUCAGUACAAGAAAAUGAAUUGUCUUGUCAGAAAAAAAAUUCAAGUCCGUACAUUCUUAUAAGUGAAUGCUUCACUGGAAAACCUAUACCAGAUAUAUCUCCAAAUGUAGAUAAAACUAAUUUAUUUUCUGAAAAUUCUGUGAAUUGUUUUGCAUCAGUAGACAUUAACUAUGAUUAUCCAAAACCACUUAUUUCUCCAGAGAAACAAACUGUAAAAUUUGAAAAUAAUUUAGAUAAUUGGUAUCAGAUACCACCAGCACCAAGAACUCUUAAAACUGAUAAUGACAGUAAGCUACUUUCAGAUGUUGAAAUAAAAUCAAGUCCUGAUGAAAGUUUAGGAAAUGUUUUUUUUUCUGAUGAUGAAGCAGGCAUUUGUUUUGAAAAUCAAGAUAUUGAAAGUGUUAGAAGGGAAGCAUUAGAAUUGGCAAGACAGCUUGAGAGUUUAGGUUUAGAUGAUUCUGGUAUUGAAAGUGAGCAGUCAACGUCCCCAACUUAUGCAUUUGAAGACUCUCAACUAAAAGAUGACGAGUUUUGUGCCAAUCACAUACUGUCACCUCCUCCUCGCCCACCAAAACCAGCAACUUUGAAUAGAUUAAAAAAUAUUACUAGUCCAACAUUUUGUACAGAACAAAAUAGUCAUAAUUUAUCUUCAAAUGAAAAUAAAAUAAGUACAAAUGUGUUUAAUUCUAUGAUUAAUUGUUCUGAAAACUAUAUACAAAAUGAUUUAUCACCAUCCACCAAAGUUCCUCUUCCAUUACAAAUAGAAAGUAUGUAUGAUGUUCCAAAGCCAAGGAGUGAAGAUAAUAUUACAGCAUUAAUAAUGUCAAACUGUGAUAAAUCUAAAAAUAACAAUGAUUUUCACAUAUAUAAUAAUGCACCUCCAAGAGACUGCUUAAGAAAAAAUUCAAUUCUUGCUUAUGAAUAUAAGCCAUCAUUAACUUUUUCUGAAGAAUCAGAGAAUAUUACAGAUAACUUAAGUGAUAUAACAAGUGAAUCAUUAUCAUCUGUUGAUAAAGGAAUAUAUAGUAUUCCACCAGCUGUUGACAGAAAAUUAAAACCAAGAAAAUCAAUUGGAGAAGGAUCUAGGAGUGGACUUCUUUCUCAAGAAUCUCCUAAUUCAGUAUCCUCUCCAUCAGAAAAAUUGUUUGAAGUUUUUGAUUAUGGACCAAAUAAAGAUGAAAAUUUAUGUAGAGAAAAGAAUAAAGCUUCAGACAGUUCUGUGACAGCAAAACCAAAUGAAAUCCAAUAUUUAGAUCUCAAUUUGGAUUCAAACAUUAAUAAAGAAGAAACAAUUGGUGAUAAAGAAAAUCAAACAAUCGUUUACAAAAAAGUGGAUUUUCUUAGGACUGAAGCAUUCAAUAAGAUGAGGCAGAAUGUCGAAGAGACAUAUCGUAAUUCUAAUCAAUAGCUUUUUUUAAUCAUUUGGCAGUUCCUUAAAUGUUACAAGUAUUUUAUUAAAUUUCAUUGUAUCAAACAAAUUUUUUAUGUAACAUUUGUUUAACAAUGAAUUUUUUUUGACAUUGAUAAAUAAUUUUAUAAAUCUUUUCUCCACAUGCAACAACAGAAUUGUAAAAGAAUGUUCAAUUACAGUAGAACCUGGUUAACUCAAAGUCAGUUUCCCCAAUUGUCUAGCAUAGGGAUUUACAUGUUAAAUCAAAUUGGUUAACACAAAUGGGGUUUUGAUACAGCAUUUUCAUAAUCUCUCCAGAAUUUUUAAUUUAAAUAAAAUACUUCUAAGUAGUAUAGAUACUGUAUAAUGUUGAUGUACUUAAAAUCACUUUAAUCCUAAUAGGUUGAUUUUUCUCACAGCCAGACCCAGUUAUUUGACAAGACUUUAUCGUAGCAAACUUUUAAAGCAUAAUUUUACAUCAUAUGCAUUUUGUGCUAAAAACUUUAUAGCCCCUCUUCAGUGCUAUUAAGAACAAGGGUAUAAUUAUAUGACAUGACAUUGUAAUCCGUUAUAAAAUUUUACAUGAUUUGCAUAUUUACUUACAUUUAUUAGAAUGUAAAAAUAAUAUGAAACUCCAUUACACAUUUUUUAAUGUUUUUCCAGUAUAAAUACAGCCACAUAUUAUUACUUCUUCAUAUUAAACAUGAAGUAUUUAUAAUUAUAAAAACCUUAAAAAUAGAAAGGGGUACAACACAAGUACAUUAAUAAAAAAAAGACUUUACAUUACUGUUGAGAAAAUUUUAUAUUAUUUAUUAUAUUGCAUGCAAUGAUGCAUCCUCUAUUAUUUGGUACCAUUGCAUAUUGAUGGUCAUGCUAUCUGAAAUGUUAACAAGUUUAUCUCUAGGAUAUUUUAUCAUCUCUACAUGUUCUUUAAAUUUUCUUUUAUAGAUAUCUUUUUCUGUAUGUAAUAUUUUUAUUUUAUUUCUAUUUAUUUGGCAAUUAUUACUGAUUGAAUGUUUAUACCACAGUGAAUGACUAUAUUUGAUGUGUAUUGCUGCUUCAUGUUACUUAAUUCUUUUUCCAAUACUCUGCCUGUUUCACCUACAUAAAAUCUAGUACUACUACAAUUACAUUCAAUUUUAUAUACAUUCCUUCUUUCAUAAGAUAAUUUUUUUGAGUCAUGUUAUUUUUAUUAUUCUUUUACAUAUAUUUUGAGAUAUUUUGUUAGUCAAAGAUGGGGCCAA